GAAAAAGAAGGAGAAGGAAGAAGAACCUGAUUGUCGGAUUCAACCAACAUUUCGUUGAGUUGUACGGAGAAGCAUCGCGUAUCCACGUUUCUCUUGCCUAGCGGAGCGUGAUCCACACACAAGUCGAGAUGGAUCCUUCUCUGUUGAGAGAGAGGGAGCUCUUCAAGAAGAGAGCUCUCUCCACCCCGGCGGUGGAGAAGAGACACGCCGCCGAGUCCAGCUCACACAAGAAGAAGAAGUCCAAAGCUGAUAAAGAGGGUUCAUCGGGCUCAAAACAAGGUGGAGAUUCCAGUAAUGGCAGCUUUAACCUCAAAGCCCUCAGUGGAAGUUCUGGGUACAAGUUUGGCUGCCUGGCCAAGAUCGUCAACUACAUGAAGACGAGGCAUCAGAGGGGGGACACACACUUCCUCACCCUGGAAGAAAUCCUUGAUGAAACCAAGCUGUUGGACAUUGGCAUGAAGCAGAAACAAUGGCUCAUGUCUGAGGCCUUAGCCAACAACCCAAAGAUCGACUCGCGAGACGGGAAGUACGCCUUCAAGCCCAAGUACAGCCUCAAGGACAAGAAGGCCCUGCUUAGGCUGCUGGACAAACACGACCAGCUGGGCCUUGGAGGAAUCCUGCUUGACGAUGUGGAGGAGGGGCUCCCCAACUCUGCCAAGGCCAUAAAGACAUUGGGAGAUAUGAUCACCUUUGUGACCAGACCAGACAAGAAGAAGGUCUUGUUCUACAACGACAAACACUGCCAGUUCCUGGUCGAUGAAGAGUUUCAGAAGCUGUGGCGGAGUGUUCCCGUGGACUCAAUCGAUGAAGAGAAGAUAGAGGAGUACCUGAAGAAACAAGGCAUCUCCUCAAUGCAGGAGACGGGUCCAAAGAAAGUGUUACCAGUGCAGAAGAGGAAAAAGCCCGGUGGACAGAAGAAGAAUCGCUUCAAGACUCACAACGACCAUUUGGCUGGAGUGCUGGAGGACUACUCAGAGGGUGUGCCAGUGAAGAAGGGACAGAACUAGCGCUGGCUGGCUAGAGAGCAAGAAGGCCGGAGCUUUAGCCCAAGGGAUAUUGGCCUUAUGCGCCUCUACAACCCAGACUGUUGAAUUGUUCUAAAGUGUUGGUUGGUGGUUUUAUUGUUACUUUGAGUUUAUUCUUUAUUUUGAAUUAUCAAAGUUCCCGAUUGCACUUAUCGAUCCCAUCAUUGCUUCAAUGAUCGUCGAUAAUGGACUCAAAGGAUUGGAUUGUGUUAGCUUUACACAAGACUUACUGCAUAACUACUUUCCUCAUCGGGAUACUCCAAUGACUUGAUAGUAAAAACACAAACCAGAAUACUAUGGAGUUGAAUUGUGGUUGACACUGCAGUGGUUAGAAAAGUCAAAAGUUCAGAAAGGUCAAAUGUUCAAAGGACACGGGGACCAAUUUGUUGUAAAAACUAGUUUAAGUAUGCUGCAUACUACACUUAAG
Gadus chalcogrammus (walleye pollock) is the source of this 1452-nucleotide messenger RNA. It is a transcript of the gene gtf2e2, whose product is annotated as general transcription factor IIE, polypeptide 2, beta. Gene Ontology annotation, cellular component: transcription factor TFIIE complex. The record is from RefSeq and is a predicted model, not a curated record. Gene Ontology annotation, biological process: transcription initiation at RNA polymerase II promoter. The transcript is spliced from 8 exons. The coding region runs from base 129 to 1007 and encodes 292 amino acids. NCBI's taxonomy places the organism in Eukaryota, Metazoa, Chordata, Actinopteri, Gadiformes, Gadidae.